AUCAACUCACUGCAGGAACCGUAACACAUCGUCUUUCAGCAUGAGGCGGCUGCUGCUUCUCUCUCUCUUCGUUUACGGCGUGCUGUGCAAUUUAGAUUACGAUGAUUACAGCGCGAAUGAUACGGAACCAAUGUCUAGGAGUGUGAUCGACCCCAGGGGACACAGGCCUUCAUCCAGAGGCGGUGACCGCUACAGUUCCUAUCAGCCUGCCCCCCCACCCAUCAGCGGAGGCGGCCGGUACGGGGCCCGGCCCGGCGCUGCCCAGACCCUCCCAGUGCAGGGGCAGAAGAAGAAGGAGUAUCCCGAUCUUGGCGGAUGCACCCAUCUCUCGGAGCAGCUGGGUGUGCUGUGUCCAACUGGAUGUGAACUGAAAAUGACCAUUUUGAAGCAAGAGAGAACAGUGAAACCAGCCGUUGCUGCACUGAAAAGGGAUGUGGAUGACCUGUCCAGAUCCUCUAACAGCAUCUACCGUUACGUGAAUGGCCUCUCCUCCGCUCUGAGGGAGAGACAGCGCGUGAGCUACGACAAUGGCAACGUGGUCGGGGAGUACACCGACAACCUGGAGGAGCAGCACGCCUUCGUGAAGACGACCAUCGACACCACCUUCCCCUCCAGUAUCCGUAGCCUCCAGCGUAUCCUGGAGAGCCUGAGGGACAAGAUCCAGAAGGUGGAGAAGGCCAUCAUGGCCCAGAAGGAACAGUGCGACAAACCCUGCACCGUCACCUGCCCCAUCCCCGUGGUCUCCGGCAAGGAGUGCGAGGACAUCAUCCGCAAGGGCGGCGACGUCUCGCAGAUGUACCUGAUCCAGCCCGACUCCUUCUUCGCGCCUUACAAGGUGUACUGCGACAUGACCACCCAGAGAGGAGGCUGGACGCUGAUCCAGAGCAGGAUGGACGGCAGCGUGGACUUCGGCAGGAGGUGGGACGACUACAGGGCCGGGUUCGGCAACAUCGCAUCUGACGCCGGGAAGGGCUUCUGCGGCACUCCAGGCGAGUACUGGCUGGGCAAUGACAGGAUCAGCCAGCUGACCAAGAUGGGCCCGACCGAGAUUCUGAUCGAGAUGACUGACUGGACCGGGGCCCAGGUGAUGGCGCGGUACCAGCAAUUCACCGUGCAGGGCGAGACGACCAACUACAUUCUGGCGGUGGCUAAGUACUCGGGAACAGCAGGCGACUCCUUCCUGGAGGGGGCAACCGAGCUGACGGGCGAGAACCGCACCAUGACCAUCCACAACGGCAUGAUGUUCAGCACGUACGACAGAGACAACGACAAAUGGACUGCAGGGGACCCCACCAAGCAGUGCUCACGAGAGGACGGGGGCGGCUGGUGGUACAACCGCUGCCAUUCCUCCAACCCCAACGGCAGGUACUACUAUGGCGGAGCCUACACCAAGUACAUGGCCAAGCACGGCACAGACGACGGUGUCGUGUGGAUGAACUGGAAGGGCUCCUGGUACUCCCUGAAGGCCAUCAGCAUGAAGAUCCGGCCAUACUUCGCCUCGCGGUAGACGCGAUCCAUCCGCGACAGUCAGGAGCCCUGCUGAGACCCCACGAGACUGACUCUCCCCUUGUCUUUGCCAGAGCAUCGUUCUAAGGGUCAACAAAGCUGGCUGAUCUUCAGAGAUGUUAAACUGUGAUAUCACUGACCAGGAAGUCAUUCUAAUUUUAUUCACCAAGAUGUGCUUGUGAGUUGAAUUCGAAAAAAGAGAGCAGCUAUAGGUCUAUGGAUGAUAAAAAAAGAUAUACAACAUGUAAACAAUCACAGCAGUGAAGUUCUCUGUUUGAAAAAGGAAAAGGCUAGAGCAUGUUAAAAAAAAAUCAGCCAGAUAAAAAACCAACUGAAUAUUACGGCACAAAGGUUUAAAGAAUAACAUUAGAGAGUAAAAUUCAAAAAAAGUCAUUACUUUUACAGGCAAGUUUGACAAAAAGUAAAAUGCGGCGAGCAAGACAACGGACCCCUGGUCAUUAGUACUGUUUUACUAUAGAAGGACAUGUGAGGAGGAAGAUGUGCAACACCUGAGUCGAUGUGGCUUCUGUCUGUCAUUCAAUAAAAAUGCAGUGAACAAUA
Messenger RNA from Megalops cyprinoides (Indo-Pacific tarpon), 2067 nucleotides. It is a transcript of the gene fgb, whose product is annotated as fibrinogen beta chain. Gene Ontology annotation, cellular component: fibrinogen complex. The record is from RefSeq and is a predicted model, not a curated record. The transcript has 8 exons. NCBI's taxonomy places the organism in Eukaryota, Metazoa, Chordata, Actinopteri, Elopiformes, Megalopidae. The coding region runs from base 41 to 1507 and encodes 488 amino acids. Gene Ontology annotation, biological process: blood coagulation; protein polymerization; platelet activation. Gene Ontology annotation, molecular function: signaling receptor binding.